This is a messenger RNA of Paramecium pentaurelia, 261 nucleotides long. Lineage: Eukaryota; Ciliophora; Oligohymenophorea; Peniculida; Parameciidae. The record is from the annotation of a GenBank genome assembly.
AUGGGGAGUUCAUGCUGUGCAAAGUAGCAAAGUGAAAAAGAAAUAUAAUAAGGAAUAAAGAGCAAUUAUAUUAGAUCAUAGACAAGUAAUACUUCUAAAGUUUUGUUCUCGAAACCUUCAUAAGAAGUUAAGUAUGAAAGUCACAUAUUACUUAAUAUUGAUGAAGAACCCGUUGAAGAAUUAAAAGAAGACUUUAAAGAUAAGAAGUUAUCUCCUUUGUCAAAAAAUUUAAAUAAAAAAUUUCUUAAUAUGUUGGAGUGA